Amoebophrya sp. A25 is the source of this 170-nucleotide messenger RNA. The record is from the annotation of a GenBank genome assembly. Lineage: Eukaryota; Dinophyceae; Syndiniales; Amoebophryaceae.
AUGACAUCGACUGUACACAGACACACUGACCAGAUCGCGGCCGCCGACACCGAGCGUCAGCUUGUUCCGGAACAUAAAUCCGACGUUGUGGUUGCCGAUCAUGUCGAGGUAGAGCGUAGGAACACUGUCGAGCGGAGUGAUGCUGACCACGAUGAGGGAGAGGGUAUCCC